Messenger RNA from Bipolaris maydis ATCC 48331, 261 nucleotides. Lineage: Eukaryota; Fungi; Ascomycota; Dothideomycetes; Pleosporales; Pleosporaceae. The record is from RefSeq and is a predicted model, not a curated record.
AUGCUCUUCCGCACCGCCAUCAUCUCUGGCCUUCUUGUCGCGCUCAGCAUGACGAAUAGCGUCGAAGCCAGGAAGUGUGCUUGCCAAGGAGGCCCACCCAACUCACAGGCAGCGUGCAGUGCCAUCGGCGCAUCAUAUGGGUAUGGGUGCGGUUUUAGUGGAUGCUGCGUCAACCCAGGAACCCAGGAAUCGAGGUUUAGGAGCAUGUGCGUGGAACUCGGUUUUGGAUUCUUGCGGUGCAACGAGUGCCCGACAUGCUAG